Molecule: messenger RNA, 679 nt
Organism: Stegodyphus dumicola
Lineage: Eukaryota; Metazoa; Arthropoda; Arachnida; Araneae; Eresidae
Gene: RpL14
Product: ribosomal protein L14
Biological process (GO): ribosomal large subunit biogenesis; translation
Cellular component (GO): ribosome; cytosolic large ribosomal subunit
Molecular function (GO): RNA binding; structural constituent of ribosome
Source: RefSeq, a predicted model, not a curated record
CCUUCACACAACUAAACUCAAUAUUUCUUUUAUACAACUAAACUCGAAGCGGUAAGGUGUAGGAUCUAUUCUACCUGAAACUUGUACUUCGGCAAUAAUGUCGUUUCGUCACUACGUGCAAGUAGGCAGGGUUGCCUACAUUUCAUUCGGUAAAGAUUCAGGAAAAUUAUGUGCUAUUGUAGAUGUUGUUGAUCAGAAUAGGGCUCUGGUUGAUGGUCCUGCUACUGGUGUAAAGAGGCAAGCAGUUAAGUUCAAGCGACUUCGUUUAACCAAGUUCAGACUAAAAUUUCCUCACAGUACUUCCUCUAGAGUUGUACGAAAAGCAUGGGAAGCAGAGAAUAUUACAGAAAAGUGGAAUGAGACAUCCACAGCUAAGAAAAUGGCUGCUAGACAGUUGAAAACGAAAAUGAAUGACUUUGAUCGAUUUAAAGUGUACAAAGCAAAGCAAGCGGCAAACCGCCUUAUUAAUGGUGAAUACUUCAGAUUAAAAAGCAAAGAUAGAAAAAAUCCACCUAAACCAAGACCAAAAAGAUUCAGAGGAAAGCCAGCAAAAAAAGCUUAAAUGUAAAUGUUCUGAUAAGUUACUAAAAUAAAACUGUUAUUGGUACAGUCUUUUUAUGUUUUAAAUGUCGUAAGAUUUUUCAGAAUAAAACAACUAAUUCAUAUAAGUUUCAAGAAA